Molecule: messenger RNA, 1134 nt
Organism: Alternaria viburni
Lineage: Eukaryota; Fungi; Ascomycota; Dothideomycetes; Pleosporales; Pleosporaceae
Exons: 1
Coding region: 1-1134 (377 amino acids)
Source: RefSeq, a predicted model, not a curated record
AUGGAACAACCAAAAUGUACCAACUUCGUCAAGCCCAAACCAAUAGAACCCGCAGAGAGACCAUGGCCGCUCCUUGACAGUGGUCAAACGGUGCCAAUGCCCUAUGGAGAAUUCCACAAAGAGACAUUUGGAAAAGUCAAGUCAAUAAUGGCCGACUAUGGCAUGCUAAACGCCAUCUUGAUAAGAUCCGAGGGCGUUAUACGGAAGAGAUGGACAAAGAAGACGCGUACUCAACGUAAAGCUAUUCUUGAACGAUCAUGGCACACGCAAAUGCCACACCAGCAUCGCCCAGACCUUCGCGACUACUACAGAGUCCAAAGACGAGAUUUCAGCGAGGCUUCCACUUCCACGAUCAGAGAAGAUGUAUACAAAUGGCCAUAUAUCAAUACAGAGGACCUCGUGACUCCAACACAUGUUUUACAGCUUCUGAACUCUCGCGGACGGUAUACACCCAACAAUUUUGCCGAGAUGGAUUGGCAAAGCUCAGAGCUCGGUCGCAACAUCAAUGUUAUCAAGGUGCGUCCGAUAUAUUACGACCCAAAUGACGAAGGCCAACACAAAGCUGUAUUGGAAGACGAAUCCAACGGCAAGGAACCCGAAGAUGGGGAAGUUUCACGUAGUUCGGAAAAUGAGACAGUACGCGAAUGGCAAGAUAAAUACAAACCCAGCGAAUGGGGUUACUAUCUGAUGAUGCAUCCUACUGAUCUACAAGAAUACGGGCUUCCGGUCAAGCUUCCGGUCGCUCUGGAAUCUCAAAAACACGUGAGGCGCGCGAGCGAGGCUCUUAUCGUCCUACAGAUACAGCAGCCUCUGAUGGCCUUCCUCGUCAAGAUCUGCCUUGAGCUACUUCCCGACGUAGAAGGUGGUCUGGACGGGUUCAAGGCCUUCUUCCAAGCCCCCGAACAACCCGAGCCCCCCGAAAUAAGAACGACAAAAGAGGAUGGAUGGGACUCGGCUUUCGCACUAGCCCAAGACAUUCCAUAUACCGCCCCACAAUGGGAAGACUUUCUCAAAAUCAUGUCCUCUAUAGCGGCUAGAAUACACGAGUGGAAGGACCAUGCCUGGGCUAUGCGCGAUGAUCCAUCCUAUUUCACUAAUGCUGUUAGCGAGUUCUGUAAGUGCGAGGCGCCGUGA